Trichoplax adhaerens is the source of this 612-nucleotide messenger RNA. RefSeq lists its product as uncharacterized. The transcript has 2 exons. Gene Ontology annotation, biological process: negative regulation of gene expression. NCBI's taxonomy places the organism in Eukaryota, Metazoa, Placozoa, Uniplacotomia, Trichoplacea, Trichoplacidae. The coding region runs from base 1 to 612 and encodes 203 amino acids. Gene Ontology annotation, molecular function: transcription corepressor activity; NAD+ poly-ADP-ribosyltransferase activity. Gene Ontology annotation, cellular component: cytoplasm; nucleus. The record is from RefSeq and is a predicted model, not a curated record.
AUGGCUUGCUGUUUAUUAGAAUUGGCUAUACCUACUAACUGGGAAUACCAAAAUCAAGAAGAGAUCAAAGAUGGCUACUUUCACAUAGCCGAUGUUACAAAUCAGGAGGAAAUAAAUGAAAUUUCUAGCAUUCCAGAACUCGGUGGAAUCAGAGUUAAUAGGUUACAAAGAGUUGAAAAUUGGAAUUUAUACAGAAGGUAUCAGAUCAUGAAAGCUGACGUGACUGCAGCUGUUCAGAAAUAUAAACCAGGAACUCAAGUUGAAAGACGCCUCUUUCAUGGUACUGAUAGUAGCAAAGUAGCUGGGAUAUGUAAGAACGGUUUUGAUAGGGAUUAUUCAGGGACAGCUGCAGGCUCUGCAUAUGGUACAGGAACUUACUUUGCUGUCAAAGCUGAACUUUCGCGAAGAUAUGGCCAUGCAUUAUUACUAGUUCGUGUACUAACAGGAAUCUCUGGUGCAUCAAGCGGCAGUAAUCAACCUAAUUUAUCCAACAUUCCCGGAAGCCAGGAUGAACGUAUACAUUCUGCUGUGGAUAAUAUAAGCAACCCCUCUAUGUAUAUUGUAUCGAAUGAUAAUUCUGCUUAUCCAGAAUACAUUAUCCAUUUAUCGUGA